GCGUGUGUGUGUACAUAGAGGAUGGCUCAGUGCUCAGGUGCAGUCAGCGGGAUCUGGGAACCAGUCAAGCAGGCAACAGGACCAGUUUAUUUACCCGGACGACAGAGCACUCUGCUGGGCUAGUGGCUGGAGCUUGAGCCCCUUCUUGGACCUCCAACCCUGGAGCUCUACUAUCAAAUCUGUAACUGAGCAAUUUUUAUACAUUAUUCUUAAUCAAGUGAACAAUUUCACCAGACUGUGGAUAAUACAAGUCAAUUUUCUAUCUCCUAUAAUUUGCACUUGCUUUGCACUUUGAUCAUUGAACAGUGGAAGCAGCAGCCUUCACAGGUGGAGCUUGAGGAGUUGAAACGGAGGAGUUUGUCAUGUCUCUGUACUGCUCCAUACUGGACCUUUGCAACUGCACAGUGUGGAUAGCUGCAGAGGGAGAUAAAUAACAAAAGAAAGAGGGAAAUCUUUCCUAAACAAUCUUCCUCUCACACACCUGUGAGGGCUCCUUCUCUAACAAAAGCACAGCCGAGGAUAGUAGGAACAAAAAGAUAAUUAGGAGCUAAGAAGAAAAGGCUAAAGAGGAGACUUGGAGUCCACGCUCUAUCCCUCCAUUCAUCACUCCGUCCCUCCUUCUCUCAUUCCCACCUGUGAGGAUUAAUUGGACCGGAGCAGAAUGGCGCACGCUGCCUCGCAGCUGAAGAAAAGGGCGGAUGAGAACCUCACCGCUGCGGAGGAUGAGAAGGAGAAGAAGAAGGCAGCGAGGAAGCGUUCCCGCGAAGCAAAGAAAAAGACUGAUGUAAAUGCCUGCUAUCUGCGAUCAGCUCGGGCGGGGAACCUAGAAAAAGCUUUGGACUACCUGAAGAAUGGAGUCGACAUCAAUAUUUGCAAUCAGAAUGGCCUGAAUGCUCUCCAUCUGGCCUCGAAGGAGGGCCAUGUGGAAGUGGUGGCUGAGCUCAUCAAGCAUGGUGCCAAUGUGGAUGCAGCUACUAAGAAAGGAAACACAGCCCUCCACAUAGCUUCCCUUGCUGGCCAGACAGAAGUGGUGAAGGAACUCGUCACCCACAAUGCCAACGUCAAUGCACAGUCUCAGAAUGGCUUCACUCCGCUGUAUAUGGCGGCGCAGGAGAACCACAUGGAUGUGGUGCAGUUCUUAUUGGACAACGGCUCCAGUCAGAGCAUCGCCACUGAGGAUGGUUUCACUCCCCUGGCGGUGGCAUUGCAGCAGGGCCAUGACCAGGUGGUUUCCCUCUUGCUGGAAAACGACACCAAAGGGAAGGUCCGCCUGCCAGCGCUGCACAUCGCCGCACGAAAAGAUGACACCAAGGCUGCUGCGCUCCUCCUCCAGACUGACCACAACGCUGACGUGGAGUCCAAGAUGAUGGUGAAUAGAACAACAGAGAGCGGUUUCACUCCUCUUCAUAUCGCGGCUCACUACGGCAAUAUCAACGUAGCAACACUCCUGCUUAACAGAGGGGCAGCUGUGGACUUCAAGGCAAGGAAUGACAUUACACCACUGCACGUAGCAUCCAAACGUGGGAAUAGCAACAUGGUGCGACUGCUGCUGGAGAGAGGAGCCAAGAUUGAUGCACGGACCAAGGAUGGUCUGACUCCUCUCCACUGUGGAGCCAGAAGUGGUCAUGAGCAGGUGGUGGAGAUGCUGCUGGACAGAGGAGCUCCAAUUCUAUCAAAGACCAAGAACGGUUUGUCUCCCCUCCAUAUGGCAACACAGGGCGACCACCUCAACUGUGUCCAGCUGCUGCUACACCACGAGGUGCCCGUGGACGACGUGACGAAUGACUACUUGACGGCGCUGCACGUGGCCGCCCACUGUGGGCACUACAAGGUGGCAAAGGUCAUUGUGGACAAGAAGGCCAACCCCAACGCCAAGGCACUGAAUGGUUUCACUCCCCUGCACAUCGCCUGUAAGAAAAACAGAGUCAAGGUGAUGGAGCUACUUCUGAAGCAUGGAGCAUCUAUACAGGCAGUCACUGAGUCCGGUCUGACUCCGAUCCACGUUGCAGCGUUUAUGGGACAUGAAAACAUCGUUCACCAGCUAAUUCAUCACGGGGCUUCACCAAACACAAAUAAUGUGAGGGGGGAGACGGCACUCCACAUGGCAGCGAGGGCAGGACAGUCAAAUGUGGUCCGAUAUCUGAUCCAGAAUGGAGCACAAGUCGAUGCCAGAGCCAAGGACGACCAGACUCCGCUGCACAUCUCAAGCCGUCUUGGUAAACAAGACAUUGUCCACCAGCUGCUGGCAAACGGAGCAUGCCCAGAUGCCACGACCAGCUCUGGAUACACACCUUUACACCUGGCCGCCAGGGAGGGACACAGAGAUGUGGCAUCAUCGUUGCUGGACCAAGGAGCUAGUCUGGGCAUUAUUACCAAGAAGGGCUUCACUCCUUUGCACGUGGCUGCAAAGUACGGGAAGAUCGAGGUCGCCAACCUGCUACUGCAGAAAAACGCUCCAUCUGAUGCUGCAGGGAAGACUGGACUAACUCCACUGCAUGUGGCAGCACACUAUGAUAACCAGAAGGUGGCACUGCUCUUGCUAAACCAGGGAGCUUCACCGCAUGCUGCUGCAAAGAAUGGCUACACACCACUUCACAUUGCAGCUAAGAAGAAUCAGAUGGAGAUAACCACCACGUUACUGGAGUACGGUGCCUCCACCAACACAGUAACACGCCAGGGAAUCACGCCUCUGCACCUCGCAGCACAAGAAGGCAACGUGGACAUAGUGACCCUGCUGCUGGCUCGAGAUGCUCCCAUAAACAUGGGCAAUAAGUCUGGGCUGACUCCACUUCACCUGGCUGCCCAGGAGGAUAAAGUCAACGUUGCUGAGGUCUUAGUCAACCAGGGAGCUACUAUAGACCCUGAGACGAAGCUGGGAUACACUCCUCUCCAUGUGGCCUGUCACUAUGGCAAUGUGAAGAUGGUCAAUUUCCUGCUGAAAAAUCAAGCGAAGGUCAACGCUAAGACCAAGAACGGUUACACGCCUCUCCAUCAGGCUGCACAGCAGGGACACACACACAUAAUCAACCUGCUGCUACAUCAUGGAGCAUCGCCCAACGAACUCACAGCUAAUGGAAACAGUGCUCUGUCCAUUGCCAGGCGGCUCGGCUACAUCUCUGUGGUUGACACACUCAAAGUGGUCACAGAGGAAACUCUUACAACUCAGACUGUGAUAGAGAAGCACAAGAUGAAUGUUCCAGAGACCAUGAACGAGGUGCUGGACAUGUCCGAUGAUGACGGUGACGAUGCAAUGACGGGGGACACAGACAAAUACCUGGCCCCCCAGGACCUGCGGGAGCUGGGCGACGACUCGCUCCCGCAGGAGGGUUACAUGGGCUUCAGCGUUGGUGCGCGCUCACAGAGCCUGCGUUCCUUCAGUUCUGAUAGGUCCAACACACUGAACCGGAGCUCGUUCACACGGGACAGCAUGAUGAUAGAGGAGAUGCUGGCACCCAAUAAGGAGAUGCAUUUGUCUGUGGCUAAGGACUUUGACAACGACUCUCUGAGGAGGUACAGCUGGACUGCAGACGCACUGGAUAAUGUCAACCUAGUGUCCUCACCAAUACACUCCGGUUUUUCCUCUCCGCUCCCGCAGUACGACAGCAGGUUCCUGGUCAGCUUCAUGGUGGACGCCAGAGGCGGCUCCAUGAGAGGAAGUCGUCACAACGGCAUGCGCAUCAUCAUCCCGCCCAGAAAGUGUACAGCGCCCACCAGAAUCACCUGUCGGCUGGUCAAGAGACACAAACUGGCAUCUCCUCCUCCGAUGGUGGAAGGAGAAGGCCUGGCAAGCCGACUCGUUGAGGUCGGACCAGCAGGUGCUCAGUUCCUUGGGCCUGUGAUAGUGGAGAUCCCUCAUUUUGGCUCGAUGCGGGGCCAGGAGAGAGAGCUGAUCCUACUGCGCAGCGAGAACGGAGAGUCCUGGAAAGAGCAUCUGUACGACUAUAAGACUGACGACCUCAAUCAGCUCCUCAGUGGGAUGGAUGAAGAACUGGACAGUCCGGAGGAGCUGGAGAGGAAGAGAAUCUGCCGCAUCAUCACCAAGGACUUCCCACAGUACUUUGCUGUGGUGUCUCGAAUCAGGCAGGAGACCAAUCAGAUGGGACCGGAGGGCGACUUGUGCAGCCGGAGCGUCCCAUUGGUUCAAGCUUCCUUCCCUGAGGGGGCAUUAACCAAGAAGAUAAAAGUUGGACUGCAGGCCCAGCCAGUACCUGACGAGACAGUGAAGAAAAUCCUUGGAAACCGAGCAACUUUCAGCCCCAUUGUUACUGUGGAGCCCAGAAGAAGGAAGUUCCACAAGCCAAUCACUAUGACAAUCCCAGUCCCGCCCCUCUCAGGGGAGGGGCUUACCAACGGCUACAAGGGAGACUGUACUCCAUGUCUUCGCCUUCUUUGUAGCAUCACAGGUGGAACAUCUCCUGCACAGUGGGAAGACAUCACCGGCACAACUCCUCUCACCUUCGUCAAUGACUGUGUCUCCUUCACCACCAAUGUUUCUGCCAGGUUCUGGUUAGCAGACUGCCACCAGAUCCCAGAGACGGUGGGCUUGGCCACACAGCUGUACAGGGAGCUGAUCUGUGUGCCCUACAUGGCCAAGUUUGUGGUUUUUGCCAAGAUGAAUGACCCAGUGGAGUCUAGACUGAGGUGCUUCUGUAUGACAGACGACAAGGUGGACAAGACCCUGGAGCAGCAGGAGAACUUUGAGGAGGUGGCCAGGAGCAAAGACAUAGAGGUUCUGGAGGGCAGGCCCAUCUAUGUGGACUGCUACGGAAACUUGGCUCCUCUGACUAAAGCUGGUCAGCAGUUAAUUCUUAACUUCUACGCCUUCAAGGAGAACCGUUUGCCCUUCUGUGUCAAGGUGAGAGAUCCCAGCCAGGACCCCUGCGGUCGUCUUACGUUCCUUAAAGAGUGUAAGACCAUAAAAGGUCUCCCACAAACUGCCGUGUGCAACCUGAACAUCACACUUCCGGCAGUGAAAAAGGAAAUGGAGUCAGAUGCCGAGGAUGAGACUGAAAAGCCAGAGCGACGUCAUACCUUUGCAUCUCUAGCCUUACGUAAGCGCUACAGCUAUCUGGCCGAGCCUGCACUGAGCCCUCAGAGUCCCUGUGAGAGAACAGACCUCCGCAUGGCAAUAGUAGCCGACCACCUCGGACUCAGCUGGACUGAGCUGGCCAGGGAGCUGGAAUUCUCUGUGGACGAGAUCAACUUCAUCAGAGUGGAGAACCCAAAUUCCCUGACAGCACAGAGCUUCACGCUCCUAAAGAAAUGGGUGCACAGGGACGGUAAAAAUGCCACAACGGAUGCUUUAACUGCGGUGCUGACUAAGAUCAAUCGGUUGGAUAUUGUGACUUUGCUGGAAGGGCCCAUAUUUGACUACGGUAACAUUUCAGGCACACGCUGCUUUGCCGAUGAUAACGCAGUAUUCCCGGAUCAGUCCGAUGGAUACGACAAUAUAGAUCUGGAGCUGCAAACCCCCUCAACCCUGAACUUCGUGCCCCCCACCCCGCUGCGCUCAGACGACUUCUUUAGCGAGGGCGAUGCUAGCGCAGACUUCCCUAGCAAGACCAUGCUUAGUAGACCUAGCGACCUCUCUCUCACUCAGACCACCAGUACCUCCAGCAGUGACCCCCUCACAGUCGCCCCAGGCCCCAGCUCCAAUGCCCCACAGCCCCCCAUUGUUGGGGCCGAAGAUACAACCUUGACCACAGGAGAAAGAGAGAUGUCUGUGGAAGAAAAGACAGGGCUUGUUUCUUAUGAGAGGCCGGAUAAUGACAGAAGGGCAGUAGAGCAAUCAGGAAAGGGAACAGACAGGCAUGCUGAGGCCUUUGAGAAAGAACUUAUGGCAGGGCACGGAGUUGUUUUAGAGCGUCAGGGAGGAAACCAAAAAGAGGAUGCCGCCUUAGACACUGGUCAUGGAAAUGGAAGGCAGGAAGAAGAAGAAGAAGAGGAGGAGAUGAGCCAGGAGAGGCUGCAGAGUCUGCUGGAGGAUAUAAAGCUGGAGGGAGGCUUGGAGGACGAGGAGAUGACAGAAGAGAGGGUGAAUGCAAUUCUCGAACAAGUACGGCAAGCAGAAAAAGAAAUGUGUUCAGUUCCAGGCUGGAGAAGUGAGACGUCCGAUGCAAUCGUAGAGUCAGCAGCCCCUGGCCGCAGCCCCGGCACUGAGGAGGGCAGCCCCGACAGUCUGGCUGAUUCAUUGGAGCAGCCCCCGGCUCAGACCAAUAGACAGAAUGGAGGUCACAGUGACACAGCCAGGGAACGAAAAGAUUCAGAGGCCAAGAGGAAGGGAUCUCAGGAGGACAGCAGCACAGCGGGACCAAGCAGAAGACGGGAGGAGGGAGGUGAAAGGUCCCAGCACAAAGUCCAGGGGAGUGUUAGAGCUGACGAGUCCAGCUCUGAUGACGAGACCACUGUCACCACCAGGGUGUACCGCAGAAGAGUCAUACUCAAGGGAGAGGAGGCCAAAAACAUUCCUGGAGAGUCUGUGACGGAGGAGCAGUACACAGAUGAAGACGGGAAUCUGGUCACCAGAAAAGUGAUCAGAAAGGUGGUACGCCGUGUGGUCAACACGGAGGAAAGGAAGGAAAGUGAAGGCAAAACUGUUUCAGAAGAAGGAUCUGCUCUUGGUGUAGUGACAGGUGGAGCAGAUGCUGCUUCUUUAGCAGGUGCAGCAGCAGCAAGCGCCACAGGGGGGAAGGGCAAGAAGAGGGGGAAGCGCUCCCGACAGGGUCACAAGGCCCAGGAGGCCCAGAGAGGGAAAACUGAGCCUGAAAACGGUGCCAGCAAGAAACAAGGGAAGAAGAGUCAGUCAUAACAGUGGUGCUCUCAACUAAACCUGGUCCACUGACGUCCACCUGCGACACCACAUACACCCUGGGAGGGAAAACGGACUGGAAGCCUCGUCAAUCGCCAAAACGUGUCUGAAGCUUUCACUUACAACGCAUGGUUUUCAGCAAGACAAAGCAAAACAACUACUUUUCUUUUAUUUCGCAUGAGCAUGUCACCAAACUCUCUCACUGUUGGAAACAACACCCGAAGGACACGACUGGACGUGAGCUGGAACUUUCUAUCUUUGAUGAAUGAAAGGCGUCCGUGACCAAAGGUGGCGCAAGAAAAACGACAAGUAAACUGCUGACAGAUAAACAGAUAAAGAUGUGUGAUCCACUCUCUCUCAGACACUCGCCUUAUAUGGUCUAUUUUUUCCUCCUGGACCCACAGUAUUGGGGUGUUACCAUGUGGUUAUUUUUUAAAAAAUGAAAUAUAAUAGUAAAUGGGUGAUUUUGUUGUAUAUAACUGACACUGAAAAAAAACAAACAAAAAAAGAUCAGCAGCUUCACAGAUUGUUUAUGCACUGAUUUGAGUUGAAGCUUCGCAGAGUCGGUGCGUUUGUAUUGAGAGGUCGACACUGUUUGUGCAGCCUUGAGUGUGUGACCUGACAUGCUCUUCCAAAUGAAUAUAAAAAAUGCUGUGUGUAAAUGAGAAACGAAUGGAGAGAAAAAAAAACUGCUUGAUUUUAAACAAUGGACGUUUCUUUAUAUCCAACAGCUACUUCCGCUCUGUCUGUGGAACAUUCUUCGUCUUCAGAGAAAUUAUAUUUUGCUGCAUGUGACGUCACUUUAUUUUUAACGCUUUCCUUUUUUUUCCUCCUAAUUCAAAGCACUGUAAUACAAUUAGAGAGGGGUUUGAUGGUACUUUCUGUCUGUGUGUGCACAUAAUCCAACCAUCUGUCAUCAAUAACUGUUUUUAUUUUAGUUUUUACAAAGAUCACACACUCCACACUCGAGUGGCAGAGAUAGCUUCAUUCUUACGCUUCAGGAAGGUCAGUGUCCCCGAAUAUAACCUGCAGACUGGCACAAUGUGUUAUCUCCAAACUGCUAGCAGCCCCUGUGUGCGUGCAACAUCAAAUAAAAAUGUCUAUCUGUAAGCUCAUCAUGCAUACUAGAAGUGUACGUUUAAGCUUUUAGGUCUGCUGUGGUUUUAAAAAGGGGACUGUUAAAUUUUGAUGGUUUGAUGACUUUUAUCUUUAUUUAAUAGGUUGUAAUUUCAUGAGAACAGAGAAUCUUAUUUUUAGCCCCAUUAUCUAAAUGUAGUCCUUUUUACUAACUCACAUAAAUCACAGUAUUGAUCAAAAUCUGAUCUUCUGUUUAUAUGUCAAUCUUUUUUUUUCUGUUUUCUCUUUUCAUACAAAACCACCCCAAGCAUCCAUUGUUGAUGAUAAAUCUGGUACCAACAUGUAUGACGAACCAACAUAGCCUACACUGGAUGAUCCAAGUAAUUAUUUAAGCAGAAUAAUAAAUUGUGUUUAAACUGAA
This is a messenger RNA of Micropterus salmoides (largemouth bass), 8306 nucleotides long. Its product is annotated as ankyrin-3-like. NCBI's taxonomy places the organism in Eukaryota, Metazoa, Chordata, Actinopteri, Centrarchiformes, Centrarchidae. Gene Ontology annotation, molecular function: protein binding. Gene Ontology annotation, biological process: signal transduction. The record is from RefSeq and is a predicted model, not a curated record.